AUGUUUAAGAUAGUUGUUGAGGCCGUCCAACAUGGAUGUUGUGGCAACUCUGUGUUCUGGGACAGCGAGGCUGCGAAGAUUUUGAAAACAUCUGCAGCACAACUACGUUCAACCAUGAUAGAGGCUGGAAUUAAUGACCCACUCGAGUUUCCCCUGGCACUCGAUGUUAUGUUGGGCUUGAAGUUUGCUUUCAAAGUGAAGUGGCACCCUCGGUUUGGAACUUGCUCCAUUGUACAGUUUCUUAAAGAUAAGAAACUCAUCGCUCAACUUGAAGGAGCAGUUGAUGGAGAUGGUACCUAUCAGGAAGGUGAAAUCACUUCUGCUCAGUUUCCAGAUCCCGCCACCCCUACUACUAAUGUGAAGAGGAUGUCUCCAGAUGCUUCCACCGAAUCUUCAAAAAUACCUAUGGCCGGUGGGGACUUUUCAUCCACUAAACUUAAGAAAGUUGUGAAACGGGCAAAAAAACAGCUGUGUAACAGCCAUGGAUGUGGUUCAGCAACGCAUGAUUUUUUGACAUUCCAGGAUGCAUUACGGAUUCUGUUAUUUUGGCCGACAGCUUGCAUUAAACACUACCAUUAA
Molecule: messenger RNA, 579 nt
Organism: Vicia faba (fava bean)
Lineage: Eukaryota; Viridiplantae; Streptophyta; Magnoliopsida; Fabales; Fabaceae
Source: the annotation of a GenBank genome assembly